ACGUUGAACCGACGUUGUUGUGUCACUCCAUCCAUUUCGAGACGCAACUCCUUAUCCGACCCCGACCCCACAUCAUCUCGUCCAACCCCACACCGUCUCCUUAUCCGAGCUCCACAUCGCAACAACUACGGAUAUUAUUCCGACGAUAAGACCUCCUCAGCCUGCAACGUAAAGCCGCGUGCCUCCCACAAGAUAAAAUGGCGAUAGAAGUCCACUCCUACCGGUUACCGUCCACUCCGUUGAUCCCCAACUCCCCUUACCCGCUGCUCCACUACCCCUCCCUCCUCCUCUCCCUCGUCUCGUCCCCCACUUUCACUUCCAACGCAAUCUUCGACCUAUUUGCCUCUAAUGGUUGGCAAUCGCAAUGGAUCGCGCGCUACGGACCAGACAUCCAGUCACACUAUCACUCCACAACUCACGAAUGUAUGGCUGUGAUCUCCGGACACGGCGCAACAAUACGCUUCGGCGUCUCAGAUCACGGUUCCGAUGGAUUUCCCCGACGUGAAGAUGGAGGCAUAGAAAUCCAAGCAAAGUUGGGCGAUGUGUUUAUCAUCCCAGCAGGAGUGAGUCACAAGACCUUCGCGCCGAGGCCAGAGACGACAGAGUUGGUGUUCCAUCAGCCGAAAGAUGUUGCGGAUGUCAGUCCGCAGGGCGAGGAGAAGAGAAAGGAGUUUUUCGCAAAGGUGCCAGUGCAGGGUGAGUUCAUGAUGAUGGGGGCUUACCCGUAUGGUGGUAGGUGGGAUUUCGCUGUGGGUGGGGAGCACGAGGGCAAAGAAGAGGAGGUGUGGGGUGUCGAUGUACCCGGGAAAGACCCCAUUCUAGGGAAAAGUGAGGAGGGGUUGCGCGGGCUGUGGACGAGAGGUAAGAAGUAACACGACAUUCGGCUGUGGGGAGAGGUUGGCGAGAAAUGUACAAGUCAAACAUAAUUUCGUUACAGGGAAACAAUCCAACUAAUGGUUCAUAUAUACAAGUUCGUCAAACUCAUCAGCUUUGAAAAGCGCCAUAUCAAAUGCAAUCGACACUCUCCCAA
Molecule: messenger RNA, 1030 nt
Organism: Dothidotthia symphoricarpi CBS 119687
Lineage: Eukaryota; Fungi; Ascomycota; Dothideomycetes; Pleosporales; Dothidotthiaceae
Exons: 1
Coding region: 198-872 (224 amino acids)
Source: RefSeq, a predicted model, not a curated record